This is a messenger RNA of Diospyros lotus (date-plum), 2182 nucleotides long. Its product is annotated as wall-associated receptor kinase-like 20. The record is from RefSeq and is a predicted model, not a curated record. Gene Ontology annotation, biological process: protein phosphorylation; cell surface receptor signaling pathway. Gene Ontology annotation, cellular component: plasma membrane. NCBI's taxonomy places the organism in Eukaryota, Viridiplantae, Streptophyta, Magnoliopsida, Ericales, Ebenaceae. Gene Ontology annotation, molecular function: ATP binding; protein serine/threonine kinase activity.
UCCAAAUUGCCAACUCCUCAGUCUCUCUUCGUUCAAUGCAUUGGAAUACUCAGAGUUUGAUCACAAAAACCCAUAUAUAUAUAUAUUAGAAGCCUUCAUUUCUUUCUCUGCUCAUCAUUCAAUCUUGCGCUGCUCCAUGGAGAACCAAACCAUUCCUCACUGCAUUCUGAUAGCUAUCGUGGCGGCGUUACUCUCAUGCCUCGGCUGCGCACGGGCGGCGCUCCGCUACGGCAAAUGCGGCGCCGCCCCCGUGCCGUACCCGCUCAGCACGGCACCCAACUGCGGCGACCAAGCCUACAAGAUCCGCUGCACCGCCGGAACACUCUGGCUGGAUGCUCUCAGCCAAUCGUCCUACAUGAUCACGUCCAUCCAGACGGAGACCCAACGGAUGAUCAUCCGUCCUCCAGGCUUCUCCCCGAACACCUGCCUGGCCGUCGACUUUCACAGCCAGGGAAUUCAGCUGGACAGCUCGCUGCCAUUCAACAUCACCGGCAGCAACACGGUUCUGCUCAUGAACUGCACCGACGCAAUGCUGCAGCUGUAAGCGCCUAUAAACUGUUCAUCUACGUGCAUUUGCCAUUCCUACGUUGACAAUACGCCGGCGGCUUCUCCGUGCAAGCGGGACCAGAUAUGCUGCUCGUUCAGGACCGGGGGAUCGCAGACUUCCUAUUUUCUGAGGGUUCACGGUGGCGGCUACACCGCGUACCAGAGCUUUGUGAAUUUGGACACUUCCUUGCCGGUGGUCAAGUGGCCGGCUCCAAGGGUGGAGCUGGAGUGGGCGUUGCCACAGGAGCCAGUUUGCCGGUGGGCGGUGGACUGCGGGGAGCUGAGGAACUCCAGGUGUUCGCCGGAUCCAGCGAGUGGGGAAGUGAAGAGGUGCUUGUGCAAGUCCGGCUGGCAAUGGGAUGCUGUUUACGGAGUUUGUAAAAAAAAAUAUAUACGCUUGAUUUGUAUGCCAGCAGCUUCAAUGGCUGCCAUCGUUCUUCUAUUUCUGGGAGGAUUUCUAGCCUACAGACGCCGUAGCCAACUGAAGAAGGAAGCCCGGAAAGUGCUGGUCAAGGAGAGGGAAGAAAUCCUAAACGCCAACAGUAGUGGAAAAUCGGCCAAGAUCUUCACAGGCAAGGAGAUCAAGAGGGCAACAAACAACUUCUCCAAGGCCAAUCUCCUCGGCUCCGGCGGCUUUCGUGAGGUUUACAAAGCCAUUUUCGAAGACGGCACAGUCACAGCCGUGAAGCGAGCGAAGCCCGGCAACACCAAGGGCACGGUCCAGGUCCGAAUCCUCUGCCAGGUGAACCACUGCAGCCUUGUCCGACUUCUCGGCUGCUGUGCCGAGCUUGAGGAGCCGCUCUUGGUGAAUGAAUAUGUCUCUAAUGGCACACUCUUUGAUCAUCUUCACCGCUACCACCAGCACAACCUCCAGCCGCUUACUUGGCAGCAGCAUCUCCUCAUCGCCCUACAGACGGCCGAGGGCCUGGCAUAUCUCCACUCCUCGGCGGUGCCACCCAUUUACCACCGGGAUGUGAAGUCGAGCAACAUCCUGCUCGAUGAAAAGCUGGACGCCAAAGUUUCAGACUUUGGGCUUUCCAGGCUGGUUGAGCUUAGCGAGACCAACUGCACCCAUAUCCACACCAGUGCUCAGGGAACCCUAGGCUAUCUUGAUCCAGAAUACUACCUAAACCUUCAGUUGACCGAUAGGAGCGAUGUUUACAGCUUUGGGGUUGUGAUGUUGGAGCUCUUGACUUCUAAGAAGGCUAUUGAUUUCAAUAGGGAAGAAGAUAAUGUGAACCUCGUGGUGUACACGAAGAGGAUCAUGGCUGAAGAGAGGCUGAUGGAGGCUGUUGAUUCAAACCUGAAAGAGGGAGCCACAAAGGUUGAAUUGGAGACUAUGGAGGCAUUAGGGAACUUGGCAGCAGCGUGCUUGGACGAGCGGCGGCACAAUCGGCCAUCAAUGAAGGAAGUUGUGGAGGAGAUUGAGUGCAUUAUCAGUCUUGUCACGGGUGGGUUCUAAGAGCUAGGACUCCAACAUGUUGAUUUAUUAAUAGUUGACAAGUUAGCUCCCAAGUUGUAGAACUAAUGUAGAAAAGCAUUUGGCAUAAACUGAGAAUUAGCAGUAAGCCAGAAGGUGGAUUAUUGCAAGGCCUUUCUCUUUGUGUUCCUAAGCUUCGGGUAUGGUUGUGCAUGU